Messenger RNA from Sinocyclocheilus grahami, 3811 nucleotides. Its product is annotated as zinc finger protein 135. Gene Ontology annotation, molecular function: RNA polymerase II transcription regulatory region sequence-specific DNA binding; DNA-binding transcription factor activity, RNA polymerase II-specific. Gene Ontology annotation, cellular component: nucleus. Bases 36 to 3401 code for a protein of 1121 amino acids. Lineage: Eukaryota; Metazoa; Chordata; Actinopteri; Cypriniformes; Cyprinidae. The transcript is spliced from 11 exons. The record is from RefSeq and is a predicted model, not a curated record. Gene Ontology annotation, biological process: regulation of transcription by RNA polymerase II.
UCACGCAGCCUAGUGAAGCGUCAACAGCGUUCCCUAUGGACGAAGAAAGCUGCGCUGAAGUCCCGACCGCAGGUGGGGUUCUUCCUCUGGCGUCUCUGCGGCUGCUGGUUCCUCCGCUGCACCUGAUGUCUGCCUUCAUGUGGCAGGUGCUGCAGCAGAAGAGCGUGAUGCAUUAUGGGAAGCUGGAGGAGUUUGUUUCCAUGGUGACGGAGACGCUGCCGCAGCUGCUGGGCUACAGACAGAGAGUGCAGCUGAUGCUGGGUCUGAGAGCCAGGAUGGUGUUGGAGUUGUGUCGUGGUGCAGUCAGUGUCAGAUCCGUGCAGCUCCAUCUGGACAAAAUACAGAUUCCAGCAGCUCUGCCUGGACACCCGGCUCCUGAUGCUGAUCUGAGAACAUCCCUCACUAACUUCAGAGCUCUGGUUCUGGCGCUGCUGAAGGACCCGGUGGAGAAAGCCUAUUUCUUCCAGGAGGUGUUUCCGGUGGAAUAUGGAGCGCGCUUCGACACGGCGCUGAAGGAGCUGAUGUGGGAGCUGCUCUCCUGUCUGGAGAAACUGCUUCCUGUGCCAGGCUUUCAGAAAACGCUGGCGUGGCUCAAUCCUGCUCCCACUGGUCUGGAGGACUGUAUGCAGAGCGACCCGAACGACCUGCGCCGCCUCCUGCAGCAGCACCAACUGUUUGGAGCUGCAGAAACUCACAGCUGGCAGAAAGUGGGAGCUCUUCCUCGCUCCUCUGGCGACUGCAUCGUCUCCUCUAUAUCCAUCCCUCCGUCUGCACGCAUGGCUGUCGCUUCGGAGACGCUUCUGUACCACAUCCAGCCGUCGUCAGCCGCUCUGGGUCAGCUGGGCUCGGACACCAUCAUCGUCACAGACUACACAGAGGUGGAGCUCAGCAGCCAGGAGGAGUCCGAGGAGCUGAUGGAGAAGAGCGUGGAGGUGCUGCUCGUAGACCAGAGUCCUGCUGUAUCUGCGGAACAACCUGUGCUUUUCACUGACAAACCAACACAAGCUGAUGUUUCUCACGGAGCUGCGAGCGACGCCCCAGCGACAGCAUCCCAUAAUGAGACGCAGAGUGACGACAAUCUACGGGACGAAGUCUUGACGGAUGAAUCCAACCAGCUGACCCCAAACGACUGUCCUGGGUCUGCACCACAGGAAGUCAAAACGCCCGAAUCCGACGUUGACCAGAAACCGCCGCAGCGGAGAGGCCGAGGAAGACCGAGAAAAACUACAGAGACGACUGACCAAACAAUCGUGGUAAAAACACCACGUCGACGAGAACGACCGGUUAAACUGGAGAACAGUGCAGAGGAAUGGAGUGCCGUCUCACCACAUGGAGAGCGUAAAGGUAACGUUGUGCUUUCACUACACAUACAGCAGAUGCAAAAGCUAUUUGACCACAACUUGUGUUCUCUCUCAGGAGCUCUUCCUCGCUCCUCUGGCGACUGCAUCGUCUCCUCUAUAUCCAUCCCUCCGUCUGCACGCAUGGCUGUCGCUUCGGAGACGCUUCUGUACCACAUCCAGCCGUCGUCAGCCGCUCUGGGUCAGCUGGGCUCGGACACCAUCAUCGUCACAGACUACACAGAGGUGGAGCUCAGCAGCCAGGAGGAGUCCGAGGAGCUGAUGGAGAAGAGCGUGGAGGUGCUGCUCGUAGACCAGAGUCCUGCUGUAUCUGUGGAACAACCUGUGCUUUUCACUGACAAACCAACACAAGCUGAUGUUUCUCACGGAGCUGCGAGCGACGCCCCAGCGACAGCAUCCCAUAAUGAGACGCAGAGUGACGACAAUCUACGGGACGAAGUCUUGACGGAUGAAUCCAACCAGCUGACCCCAAACGACUGUCCUGGGUCUGCACCACAGGAAGUCAAAACGCCCGAAUCCGACGUUGACCAGAAACCGCCGCAGCGGAGAGGCCGAGGAAGACCGAGAAAAACUACAGAGACGACUGACCAAACAAUCGUGGUAAAAACACCACGUCGACGAGAACGACCGGUUAAACUGGAGAACAGUGCAGAGGAAUGGAGUGCCGUCUCACCACAUGGAGAGCGUAAAGAUGGCUCUGACGAGCCGCCCAGCAGACCUGAAACGCCUGCGAACGGAGCAGAAACUUCUACCGGCCCAUAUCGCACACGGAAAACCUGCAAAACUGAGCCGCCACCCACCGACAACCCUCGCGCUCGGCACGCAUGCGACACCUGCGGCAAGAAGUUCACGCGCAGGUCCGAUGUCCAGCGGCACCAGCUGACACACACGGGCGAGCGUCCCUUCCACUGCAGCCUGUGCGAGAAGACGUUCCAGCACGCCUGGGAUCUGACCAAACACUGCCGCAAGAUGCACGGCGAGGCCAGCUUCACCUGCCGGAUCUGCCAGAGCGCCUUCGCCAACUUGCGCCUGCUGACGGCGCACCACAAGAAGAGCCACGCUGGCGAGCUCCCGCACUACUGCUCCAUCUGCGGCGAGGCCAGUCCCACGGUCAGCGCGCUCGUGACACACCGCAAGACCCACAGCGCCACGCAGCAGUACCGCUGCGACCAGUGCGGCGAGGGCUUCGACACGCUGCUGCAGAGAUCCCUGCACCGUCAGAGCCACCGCAGGCGCCACCAGUUCAAAUGCCCGCAGUGCGAGAAAACCUUCACGCGCCGCACCGAUGUCAAGAGACACCAGCUGAGCCACACAGGCGAGCGCCCGCAUCAGUGCUCUGUCUGCGGGAAGCGCUUCGGGCUCCGCGCCGGGCUCCAGAAACACCUGGUGACGCACACCGGCGAGCGUCCGUUCCGCUGUCCGCACUGCAUGAAGAGUUUCACGCAGCUUUCCAUCCUGCGCCGGCAUGAGCGCAUGCACACCGGCGAGCGGCCCUACCUCUGCUCACAGUGCGGGAAGCGCUUUCUGUCACUCGGGGAGCUCAUCAAACAUGAUAAAACGCAUGCAGACGAGCGGCCGCAUUCGUGCCCGCAGUGCCACAAGAGCUUCAAGUUCAAGCGCGCUCUCCAGGAGCACCUGCUUUCGCACAGCGGCGCGCGGCCGUUCCCCUGCGUCUACUGCGGGAAGAUGUUUGCCAAGCCCUUCGCUCUGACCAGACACCACCUGAUCCACACCGGCGAGAGGCCCUUCUCCUGCGGUCACUGCGAGCGCACCUUCCUGACCUCCACCGAGCUGGCACUGCACGAGCGCAUCCACACCGGCGAGCGGCCCUUCUGCUGCGUUGCGUGUCCCCGGCGCUUCCGCAGCUCCUCGGAGCUCGCCAGACACCGCCGCAGUCACUCGCAGGAGCGGCCCUACCGCUGUGCAUACUGCCCCAAAGCCUUCGCCAGCGCCGCCAAACUCAAGAACCACACCAGGGUCCACACGGGCGAGAGCAAACCCAAACGCCCCGCCGUGACGGAAGUAAGCGUUAUUUUAGAGUAAAUGGCCAUUCAUUCGGAAAGAAAAGCCUUUAUUGUGUGAUGCGUGUAUAGUGUCUGUGUGAUUAGAGCUGCUUCUGUUGAUGUGACUGCACUGUAUUCAACACUGACCAUUAUGGAUAAAGAAUUUUAUACCAUAUGUAACCAUAUUAAAUUGUCAUUAGUUCUCAACUCAAGAACAGGCACUUCAUCAUCUUUAAUGUGAAACUGAAGAAGACUUUCAGAGGAGCUCAUAUGCAGUCGGACUGUGAAAUGAGAAGCUUCUCUCUUCAUGUGGUUCAGAUGGAGCUGCAGGUGCUUUAUGUUCUUGAGUCAUUUAUAUCUGCAGUAGCGUAAGGGUUUAUUUUAUUAUGCAUUUUUUCAAAAGUCUAUUCAUUGGAGUUGUCCUUUAUCAAAAUACAAGCAGUACAGAAA